AUGAAAGCUUUAGAAUUUGAACCUAAUAAUUUAGAAGUAAAACUUAAUUUGGCAAAUUGCUUUUAUUUAUUGGAAAACUAUGAGCUGGCUAUUUAAUAUUAUAAAUAAAUUAUUGCAUCUAGUUCUUAGAAUAUUGAUGAUAUUCAUUAUAAUUUAGGUAAUUGUUUUUAUAAAAAAGGGGAUGUUGAUUAAUCUAUUAUUCAUUAUAAAAAUGCUUUAGAAAUAAAAUAAUAGAAACCCGAUUGCUUAUAUAAUUUAGGAAAUGCUUAUUGUAUAAAAUAAAACUACGAGAAAGCUUAAAAGUGCUUUUAAAAAGCUAUAAAAUUUGAUCCUUAGAAUUCUUCAGCUAUUUAUAAUUUAGCAAAUACUUAUUAUGUGUUAGGAAAUAGUGAAUAAGCAGCAAAAUAAUUUGAAAUAGCUUUAAAAUUAGAAUAGAAUAAUGCUGACUGGUUUAAUUAUGUUGGAGGAUUAUAUUUUGAAUUAAAUGAUUUAGAAAAUUGUAAAAAACAUUUAGAAAAAUCUUUUUAAUUAAAUGAUAAAAAUUAUGAUACAGUAUAUAAAUUGGCACGUGUUAAUUUUUCUUUAAAAAAUUAUUAAACAGCCAUUUCUUAUUUAAAGGUAAUAUAUAUAUUAAAUUGUAAUAUCGAAAUUUUGUAAAAUUAAAAAUAAUAUUUUUUUUUUUAGCUUAUUAUUAAUUAUAUAUAUUUAAAAAAUAUAUAUAUAUAUAUUUUUUUUUGUAUAUUUAAUUUUCUUUUAUUAUUAAUUUUUCAUUUUUAUUAUUUUAGAUUAUAUAAAAUAUUUAUCCUUAAAAUAACGAAAUAACAAGUUUGUACUGCUAAUUAUAGCAAAUGUUAAAUGAUAAUUAAUGAUUUUUUUUUUUCAAAAUAAGAUAUAAAUAUUAUUUAUUUUAAAUUUGUCAUUAACUAUAUUUUUAAAAUAAUAUUAUAUGUUUGUAUUUUUUAUUAUUUUCAAUUCAUUUUUUUAAAAUUAUUUGGUAUGGUAUGCAUUUAAUUGUAUAAGAUUAAAAUUCAUGCAUUUAGAUAAUAUGGAAAUUAUUUAGAUAUUUGA
Ichthyophthirius multifiliis is the source of this 1068-nucleotide messenger RNA. RefSeq lists its product as hypothetical. The record is from RefSeq and is a predicted model, not a curated record. The transcript is spliced from 2 exons. Lineage: Eukaryota; Ciliophora; Oligohymenophorea; Hymenostomatida. Gene Ontology annotation, molecular function: protein binding.